Neurospora tetrasperma FGSC 2508 is the source of this 1166-nucleotide messenger RNA. RefSeq lists its product as uncharacterized. Bases 1 to 966 code for a protein of 321 amino acids. Gene Ontology annotation, cellular component: mitochondrial small ribosomal subunit; ribosome. Lineage: Eukaryota; Fungi; Ascomycota; Sordariomycetes; Sordariales; Sordariaceae. The transcript has 3 exons. The record is from RefSeq and is a predicted model, not a curated record. Gene Ontology annotation, biological process: ribosomal small subunit assembly; maturation of SSU-rRNA from tricistronic rRNA transcript (SSU-rRNA, 5.8S rRNA, LSU-rRNA); translation. Gene Ontology annotation, molecular function: small ribosomal subunit rRNA binding; structural constituent of ribosome; mRNA 5'-UTR binding.
AUGGCCGGGCAAAUCGAUCCAAUACGCGCUGAAUUGGUCGGCUGGACACCGAGGGUCCCCCGAAAUCUUUUGGCUUCUUUGCCCCCGCUCGGCCGCAAAACUGCUCCAAAACUGCCCCAGAACAUUUCGUUCAGUCCCCCGCUGACCUUUGAACUUCCGGUCGGCGAACGGGACGGGAGCCACCCACUCACGGCAUUCGCACGCGCACCGCGUACCACGGAGCCACGGCCUCUCCACUACCUGUACGACUCGCUUCCCCCAAUUCCGGCAUUGUGUCACCUUUCCUUUGUCGUCCACCCCACCGUCGCGACAGCUCCGAGGAGCAAUUGGCCAGCAAAGAUGAGCCGCUUCUCUACCGGCCGCCUUCUGGCGCAGAACCUCUUCCAGGCCUUCAACAAGCCCGUUUUCCCCAGCGCCACGCCACUAUGGACGCGGGCGUUCUCACAGACCGCCGCAAGGAGGGAUGCCGACUCCGAAAGCUCAGCCAAGUUGAUGGAGUCUUUGACUCGGGGCAUUGUCGGCAUGGCCGCAGAUCCCACCGAUUUGACCGGUGACAAGCUUGCAACCAACAUUGGAUUGAGGGAUACCGAGGACGAGCCAUACCACUUCCACAUCUACUCGCACAAGCACAACACUCACAUUACCGUCACCAAGCCGAAUCGCGACGCUCUCAUAUCCCUUUCGUGCGGCAACCUUGGCUUCAAGAAGUCUAACCGCAAACACUACGACUCGGCAUAUCAGUUGGGCGCCUACGUGGUAGACAAGAUGCAUCAGAUGAACCUGCACAAUAAGAUCAAGAAGAUGGAGGUGGUCUUACGAGGAUUCGGCCCUGGCAGAGAGGCGGUCAUCAAGGUCCUGCUUGGAAAUGAAGGAAGGAUGUUGCGCAGCUCCAUCGUGCGUGUCAGCGAUGCCACACGCCUCAAGUUCGGUGGUACAAGGAGCAAGAAGCCCAGACGUUUGGGUUAAGCGAGUGCAGCUGGUCUUGGGGACAGAACUGGAUGGGGAGCCGUCACAGCCUGGCUGGCAGCAAUGGGCUGGCGGUCGUGUACAUGUCAUGUAUAAUAAAGAAUCUGUCAUUGAAUUGCAUGUUAGGAUACCCGGAAGGGGACCGCAUGCCGAUCCGCUUCCAGGUUCUGUUCUCUUCAUUUCUUAUGACAUUUAGAAGG